Messenger RNA from Quercus lobata, 1356 nucleotides. RefSeq lists its product as uncharacterized. Bases 1 to 1356 code for a protein of 451 amino acids. NCBI's taxonomy places the organism in Eukaryota, Viridiplantae, Streptophyta, Magnoliopsida, Fagales, Fagaceae. The transcript has 2 exons. The record is from RefSeq and is a predicted model, not a curated record.
AUGGCUGACUUAGUAUUCAAUUUUGAGAUUCAUCAUGGUGGGCAGUUUGUGUGGAACCCAGAUUUGGUAUAUUUAGGAGGUAGUACUUCUUUUGUUGAUAAUGUUGACCCAGAUAGACUUAGUUAUUUUGAAAUACAAGAUAUUUGUUGUGAUGUGGGGGCACUUAGUACAAGUAGAUAUCAUUAUCUUAUUCCUGGAGGUAAUUUGGAGCAAGGGUUAAGGCUUAUAAAUGAAGAUGAUAAUGUUGUUUAUAUGUGUGAGAUCCAUGCUGCAUGGCCUACAGAUAAGAUAACACUAUAUGUUGAGGGUGGUGAGGAGCCACUUGCUGUUGAACAACCAUUUGGUAAUGAGGAAGUAGCAAAUGAUGAUGAUGAUGAUGAUGUGCAUGAGGUGGGUGAGAGUGAUGAUGAUGUGCAUGAGGUGCAUGAGGGAGGUAAUGUGGAUGCUGAAGGAGGUGAUUUUGAUUGGUUAGAGGAAGGGUUUGAGAGGCCAGAUUUUGAUGAUGAUGUUUUUGGAAAUGUAGAUGAUGGGCCAUCUACACGUGCAGCCCCACAUAGGCCCUCUGAAGGAGAUGAUGGGCCAUCUACCCAUGAGGAUGCAGCCCCACAUAGGAAUACUGCAGCUGACCCACCUCUUGAAGAGGGUGAAUGGAUUGACCCACCUCUUGAAGAUGACCAGGAAAGUCUAGUAGGGUCUGAUGAUGAUCAGCCAGCACCAGCUGCAAAAGAACCUGAGUUUAAUGUCCAAACUGACAUGAGAAAGCCAGAGUUAAAGAAAGGAAUGAAGUUUCCAAACUCUAAAGCAUUUAGGGAGGCAUUGAGGGAAUAUGCGAUAAAGAAGCCAGUAAAUAUCAAGUUCAAGCUGAAUAAGAAGAAGAAGAUAUCAGUUUAUUGUAUUAAUGAAUGUGGAUGGAGGUGUUAUGCAUCUCAACUACCUGAAGAGUUGACAUUCCAAAUAAAAACAUUCAAUCCGGAGUGCACUUGCCCUAGAUCCUUCAAACACAGCCAAGUGACUUCAACUUAUGUUGCAAAGAAAUUUAUGCAGGAGUUUGACAAAAACCCCAAUUGGAAAGUGGCUGGUGUUCAACAUCAUGUGAAGCAAGCACUUGAAGUUGACAUAAGUUACAGUCAAGUGUAUAGGGCAAAAAGGAAAGCUACUGACUUGGUUACUGGGGAUGAACAGCUGCAAUAUGGGAAACUUAGGGAUUAUGCAGAGAUGAUAAGAUUGACUGAUAAAGGAAGUAGGGUUAUUUUGCAAACUGAAAUGGAAGAUGAAAAUGCACAGCCGAAAUUUAAGAGAAUGUAUAUUAGAAAACAAAGAUUCAUGGGUAUGGUUUCUGCAGCAGUUUUCAGAUGA